AUGGCCGAGGGAUUCGAGCCCUACCACGUCCCACAGCAGAGCCGCCGGGAAAAACUCCGGGUGAGCACCACCCACCACCACUCGCCACCGCCCGCGGCGUCCUGCUCUGCCGACGCCUUCCACCCCUGCACCGCCCUGUUCCCCCUCUACGACCCCUCCCUCAUCCCCCCCGAUCUCAUCUCCUCCGCUGCCGGCGUCAAGGCGGAGGGCUCGAGUCUGAUGGCCUUCCUCGGCGGCGGCGCUGCAGCGUUCGCCGAUCCGCCCACCGGAACCGGCCAAAGCCUGUCCCUUUCCCUAUCCUCGAGCCACGGCGGUGGCGGCAACCCGAACCUCCCCCUGGAGCUCAAUCUGCAGAGGUACGAUUUCGGGCCCUGCAGGGCCGGGUUCGGCCCGAUUGAGUUCUCGAAGAGUAUGGUGCCUUUAGGGCCCUUCACCGGUUACGCUUCUGUCUUGAAGGGGUCGAGGUUCUUAAGUCCCGCCCAGCAGCUGCUGGACGAGCUCUGUGAUAUGGGUCGGGCCGUGUAUUUGGAUAAAACCGGGGCUGACCCAGGAUUGCUUGACCCUCCCCUGCUGGAUAACUCUAUCGGGGAUGGCAUUAUGGAUGAUAGCAGCGGCGGUGAUGGGGGCGAGCAAACGAGGAAGAAAUCGAGACUGCUUUCGAUGCUCGACGAGGUUUAUAAGAGAUACAAGCAAUAUUACCAACAAAUGCAAGCUGCUGUAGCCGCAUUCGAAUCGGUUGCCGGUUUAAGCAGUGCAGCACCUUUUGCUAACCUAUCCUUAAAAGCAAUGUCCAAACACUUCACAUGUCUAAAGAACGCCAUAACCGACCAGCUGUCAAAAUCUCAUGACAAGAUAUUCUCCGAUCGAGACGAAAGUACUCAAAGGCUCGAAAAUUCGGGAAAAAGUGCUUAUUGCACGAGAUCAUUUCACGGCGGUGCUGGAUAUGUGGACCAGCCGCCACCCGUGUGGCGCCCACAAAGAGGUCUUCCGGAACAUGCUGUCACAGUCCUCCGAGCAUGGUUGUUCGAACAUUUUUUACAUCCUUACCCGACCGAUACUGACAAGCUAAUGCUGGCAAAACAGACGGGAUUAUCGAGGAAUCAGGUCUCGAAUUGGUUUAUAAACGCAAGAGUAAGGCUGUGGAAACCGAUGGUAGAGGAGAUUCACAUGCUCGAGACACGUCAGCAGGGCCAAAACUCAUCUUCAAAAUCCGAGCAAUCUCCAAACAACAGCAAUAAUAAUGCCCAUAUGCCCACGACCCGCCCGAUUGAAUUCGACAGCCCAUACCCACCCGGAUUCCCUUCCAAACGUACCAGAGAAGACCCGACUAAUACUCCUCGAUCAAAAAACCCCGGGCCCAUCAAAUUGCCUUACGACAACUUUAUGCCGAAUAAUGACAUUAACAGCAAUCAUAAUAAUCAGUUGCAUGCAGGCAUGGGUAGUGGGGUCUCUUUAACUUUGGGCCUUCACCAGAAUGGGCUGGGCCUGCCGGACUCGUACCCGAUCAAUGCAGCCCGUCGGUUUGGGCUGGACUUGCAGCACGGUGAGGAGUUUGUGGCCCACAACAGGCAGUUUGGGAGGGAGGUCAUGGAUGGGCAGCAGCAGAUCAUGCAUGAUUUUGUUGGCUGA
Messenger RNA from Striga hermonthica, 1629 nucleotides. Lineage: Eukaryota; Viridiplantae; Streptophyta; Magnoliopsida; Lamiales; Orobanchaceae. The record is from the annotation of a GenBank genome assembly.